UAAUUUAGAAUUAAGCAAUAAUAACAUCUAUUUGAUUAUCAAAAAUAGAUGCAUUUAUUUUAUGAGAAAAGAAGUCGGGUUCAAUGAAUGGUAUAGGGAUUCCAUUAUUAACAUCGGGUUCGAGCUCCCUCUUAUAUCCGGUUGCUGAACAGGAAACAGGCAAAGAUCCAUCGAGAGAAUAAACAGUGAUAAAUUGGUAAAAAUACAACAAAUUGACUGCUUUUAUUUUGCAUGAGAAAUGCCAAAAAGAAAACGAAAUCCAACACUGAGGGUUGCUGCCACUGAAGGGAACCCAAGGUCGGAGACCCCCCCUCGGGAUGCUAGGCCUAGAGGACAGACAGCAGGUGGAGAUGUAUCCACCAAUGCACAGACUUCAGCCAGAAGUACUUCGAAAAGAAAGCGCACAGCUACUAAGGAAAAGCCCAGAGAUUUGCCCCCGGCUGAACCACAAAAUAUCCCAACAACUAGUCAGCAGGAUGGCCUUACUAGUACAACAGAAACAUCAGGUAGUCUUGGUGACAAUGGGGUGCUUGAUUAUGAAGCACCAUGCAUGAUUGAUUCGGUCAAUACUUUGUUGUCGUCCAAUGUUUCUCAGAAAAUCAAAGAAAAAAUUGUCAAUUCUAAGUAUGUUGAUAUAAGUUUACUAUUAGAUAAUACAUCCAUGACUGAAACAGCUGAGAAAAGAAUUUACUUCAAUGAAAAUGGAGAACUUGUUACUAAAGAAAGUUCAAAAGCUAAAAUCAAUAUUAACACAAUAGAAAAAUGGACUGACGCGUUUUUGAUUUAUAGUAGCAUUUAUGCUUCAGCCCAUCAAGAUGAAGUACAGGGUCUCUUUAAAUACAUGCACGAUAUAAGGUUAGGGGCUACAAGAGGGAUGGGGUGGAAGAAAUAUGAUGAACAAUUCAGAUUAAGACGAAGUGUUGAUCCAUCAAUUUCCUGGGCAGGGAUAGAUCAUGAACUAUGGCUUAUGUUUAUGCAUGCCCCAUCGCCACAGGCUGUCUCAACCCAAUCUUCACCUGGGCAAAUAACGCACAACAAAUGUUUCAACUUUAACUACAGGGGCUUCUGUAACAAACAGGGUUGUGGGUAUCUACACACGUGUAUUAAAUGCAACAAUGGUCACCCCAUCUCUUCUUGUCCCUUGAAACAAACAAGCUCAGGUCAAUAUCAAUCAUUCAAAGGGGAAGGGUUUCCCAGUUAUAACCAGAAUAGUGCCAAGUCCUUCGCCCCGGGAGUACCCAGAUUUCAACCUCCCUUUCGAGUCCCAGGGGUCAGUAGUACAAGGCCCCAACAGUAUAGACCUCAGAAAAAUAUGGGACCUAGGAAAAACACCUAUUAAAGUGGAACAACUCUCAAAACAUUUAAAUGAUUACCCAGACCAUGGUAAAGCCCAAUUUUUAAAGGAUGGAUUUUUAAAUGGUUCAUGUGUCCUAGAAAAACUUAAUAUCAGCACAGCAUUACCAUGAUGAGUUAAUGGAGAAAAUACAAAAGGAAAUAGAGUUAGGUAGGGUGGUAGGACCCUUUAGUGAACUUCCCAUAUCAAAUCUUCAUUUGUCACCAGUUGGUAUUAUUCCAAAAUCGGAUGGAGGUUGGAGAAUGAUUACGCAUUUGUCAUACCCCGAAUCAAAUAGCAUAAAUGAUUACAUUGAUCCAGAACUAUGUACAGUAAAUUAUUCUUCAUUUGACAAAGUGGUAGACAUGAUUUCUGUGUUAGGGAAAGGGGCUCUUUUGGGGAAAGUUGACGUUAAGAGUGCGUUUAGAUUAAUACCAAUAUAUCCAGGGGAUUUUGAUUUGCUAGGGUUCUCGGAAGAUGGGCUUUAUUAUAUAGACAAAUGUUUACCAAUGGGCUGUGCUAUAAGUUGUAAAAUAUGGGAGACAUUUGCCACAUUCCUUCAUUGGUUACCAGAAUUUCGAACUGGUUUAGAAACUUUAGAUCACUAUUUAGAUGACUUUAUUUUUGCUGGGAAAGGGGGAACCUCAGAAUGUAGUCGCCUUAUGGAAAAUUUCAAAAGUGUUACAACAGAUAUUGGUGUCCCAUUGGCUGAGGAUAAAACUGCAGGCCCUACUACAAAUAUCACGUAUUUAGGAUUAGAAAUUGACACUAUUGAAAUGGUAAUAAGAAUACCUCAGCCAAAAGUUGUCAUGUUGACAGAUAUGAUAAAGGACAUGUUAGGAAAAAAGAAGGUUACCCUGCGAGAUUUACAGUCGUUGGUAGGGAUGCUUAAUUUUUUUGGUAAAGCAAUUAGGUCAAGCAGGGCAUUUAAUAGAAGGUUUUAUGAUGCAAUGAGUGGUGCUUCCAAACCUCAUCACUAUAUUAGAAUAUCAAUAGGAAUGAGAAGCGACUUGGAAAUGUGGUUAAAAUUCUUGCAAAAAUUUAACGGGGUAUCAUAUUUUCCCGAGUCAGAGUGGACAAAUUCCAAUGUCUUAGAAUUUUUUACGGAUAGUGCAGGUGCUAAUAAGUUAGGUUGUGGUGCAUACUUUAAAGGUAGCUGGACAUUUUUGGCAUGGCCUGGGGAAUGGAAAGAUCAAGAUAUAAUGAGAGAUAUCACUUUUUUAGAAUUAGUCCCUGUGGUAUUAUCAAUAGAAAUUUGGGGAAGUUGCCUUCAAAACAAAAAAGUUUUAUUUCACAUUGAUAACAUUGGACUGGUCAGUGUUAUUAACAAGCAAACCUCCAAAUCAAAAAGAACAAUGGAAUUAGUCAGAUAUUUUGUUUUAAAAUUAAUGAAUUACAAUGUUAUUUUUAAAGCUAAGCAUAUACCAGGUGUAUUUAACAGUAUAGCAGAUGCAAUUUCUCGUAAACAGUGGAGGCAUUUCAGAGACCUGGCACCAAAUGCAAAAGAGACGCCACAAAACAUACCCGAGGAAUUUGUGAGAAUGAUCUACAGCUUGAAGUAGAAAAAUUACUGGAAGCAUCCUUGUCCACAAACACUAAAUUGUCUUACAGUACUGGAUUAGAUUCUUUUCAAAAGUUUCGUUGCUCUUUUAAUUAUAAACAAAUCUGGCCACCACCAUUAAAUCAUAUAGUACAAUUUGUGGCAUUCUUGUCCUGUUCAGGCAAAUCAUAUUCAACAGCUAGGUCAUAUGUUGCUGCUAUCAGCUUUCAGUGCAAGUUGAAGAAUAUUCAGGAUGAAACAAAAAAUUUCAUUGUAAUGAAGCUUUUAGAAGGUAUGAAAAGGAUAAAGAGCCCUCUUGACACAAGAUUACCCAUUACGCCCACAUUAUUAUCAAAAAUUGUGCAAGUGGUACCCGCAAUAUGCUAUAAUACAUACGAAUCAAACCUUUUUAGUGCUGCAUUUACAUUAGCCUUUUUUGGAUUUUUACGGGUGGGAGAAUUUGCUCUAUCAACAGGAAAUGAUGUACAUAGUAUUAUUCAGGUUUCUGAUAUCAAAAUUGAAUCCGAUCAGAGAACAUUAUUUUUGAAUAUCCACCGAUCAAAAUCAGACCAACAUGGGAAAGGUGUGACAAUACAAAUACAAAAAGUGGGCAGCAAUAUUUGUCCUGUGGGAUGCAUGACUAAAUACUUGUCUGGUAGACCCAAAAUCAUGGGGCCAUUGUUUUGUCAUUUUGGGGGGAAGCCUAUCACACGAUAUCAGUUUACUGCAAUUCUGGAAAAAGCCUUAAAAGUUAUAGGAGUUGGGGGGAAAUUUAAAGCUCAUUCCUUUAGAAUAGGGGCAGCCACUGCUGCACAUGAAUUGGGUUGUUCUUCUGAGAUAAUAAGGGAGGCAGGUAGAUGGAAAUCUCAAGUGUACAAGUCAUACAUCCGUUGCCCACUCGUUAAACUAUUCUAAAAGCUUUAUUUGGGUGCAAACCAUGAAAAGCAUUAACUUAAGUUGUACAUGUUGUAUAUUUUGAAUUGUUUGUUAUGCCAUAUUAAGAUAGUAAAUACAAAAGGUUAAUUCUCUCUAAAAUUUGAAUCAACACUUUUUUAAUCUUGCUAAGUAUUACAGAAAGAUAUCAAGUUUGGUGUGUAGGCUCCUCAAUUAUACGGAGGGCAUUUGUGGCUGCACGCAAUCGACCAGGGGGAUUAAAUCUAGGACUAGAGAGAAUAGGACAGAGAAUAUGGUGGCAAGGGUACUCUGGAUUAAAGAUUGUUGACUUGAAAAUGAAACUGUUUUGUCUGAAGCGAGUAGAAUUGCCACCACAGUUUAUUUUGAUUCAUUGUGGAGGAAAUGAUUUAGGUAGGAAAGAUAAAAAUGUGUGUAAACUUAUCCAUGAAACAAAAAAUGACUUGAAAGCAUUGGUACAUCACUUCCCCAAUUCUAAAUUCAUAUGGUCUCAGGUCCUUUCUAGGUUAGAGUGGAGGUACUCUCAGAAUCAUGAAGCAAUGGAAAGAACCCGAGUUCGCUUUAAUAGAGCAAUUGCUAAACAUGUCCUUAGUUUGGGGGGUUGCUAUAUAAAAUAUCCAGAACUCCUUCGCGAUAUAUCCCUCUUUUUGUUGAAAGACGGUGUUCACCUCACUGACAUGGGUAAUUCAGUAUUGCUUAACACAAUUCAGGGGGGGCUGGAAUACUUUAUUCUAAAAUUAGGAACAGUCUAUCCAGAAGGAAAUAACUAGGGGGCUUGAGUAUUGUCGUGGGUCAGUUGACUUGGUGCUCCCUUGUGGGGUGACUGCAAACGUUUACUCGUUUGCAGCCAUUUGGCGUUUGCGCACACUAAAGUCAACUGAUAUUUAUAUAAAGUUUUAUUAAUGUGAAAUGAGUUGAAUACUGAUUAACAUUUGAGUCAAUAUUUUGUGCUGAUGGGAACUGCAUUGCUUUGUGACUUAUAAAAACUGCAUUUGGUAUUGAAAUGAAAACUGCAUUUGGUAUUGAAAUGAAAACUGCAUUUGGUAUUGAAAUGAAAACUGCAAUUUGUAUUGAAAUGAAAACUGCAUUUUGUAUUGAAAUGAUUAUGUAAGUUGUAUAUACAGGAAUGAUUAAUUAAUUAACUGUCCGCGGAUUGCCCGGGAUGGUACUUUUUAUAUCAUUGCUGAACUGAUUGAUUGAUUUGUUGAUUGAUUUGUUGCUGAUGCUGAAGUGGGUCUGCCAAUGUUGUUUUGAUUUGCUCGGCGACCCACGAAUAUUAUUGCCACGACAGUACUCGCCACAUACAAAUAAAUAAUAGUUAAUUUUAGUGUUGUUGAAUUUUCUCUAUAUAAAUAAUAACAUCUAUUUGAUUAUCAAAAAUAGAUGCACUUAUUUUAUGAGAAAAGAAAUCGGGUUCAAUGAAUGGUAUAGGGAUUCCAUUAUUAACAUCGGGUUCGAGCUCCCUCUUAUAUCCGGUUGCUGUGCAGGAAACAGGCAAAAGUCCAUCGAGAGAAUAAACAGUGAUAAAUUGGUAAAAAUACAACAAAUUGACUGGUAAAAACUUAUUAUUGCCCACCCUCCCAUCCCAUUUUAAAAGAUGUAAACUCAUUCUAGGUGUAUGAAGAGUUUAGGAUAAGAUAUGUUGUGUUAUUCGAGAUCAGCUGAUGACGAUUAUGUACUGUUAUUUUAAAAUUUAUUUGUUUGGGCCAAAGAUACUGCUCUGUUGAUUUAAAUUGUAGGUCAUAUGGUCGUAGCCUGGAUUGAUAUACAUGGACUGGUGCAAUCAAGAUGAGUAUCGAGAGGCAAGGAGUCCUAAAGAGGAAAAGAUCAAUCCUGGAGCGUCGUGGCAUAGGCGCACGUUUGCGCACACUAAAGUCAACUGAUAUUUAUAUAAAGUUUCAUUAAUGUGAAAUGAGUUGAAUACUGAUUAACAUUUGAGUCAAUAUUUUGUGCUGAUGGGAACUGCAUUGCUUUGUGACUUAUAAAAACUGCAUUUGGUAUUGAAAUGAAAACUGCAUUUGGUAUUGAAAUGAAAACUGCAAUUGGUAUUGAAAUGAAAACUGCAUUUUGUAUUGAAAUGAAAACUGCAUUUUGUAUUGAAAUGAUUAUGUAAGUUGUAUAUACAGGAAUGAUUAAUUAAUUAACUGUCCGCGGAUUGCCCGGGAUGGUACAUUUUAUAUCAUUGCUGAACUGAUUGAUUGAUUUGUUGCUGAUGCUGAAGUGGGUCUGCCAAUGUUGUUUUGAUUUGCUCGGCGACCCACGAAUAUUAUUGCCACGACAGUACUCGCCACAUACAAAUAAAUAAUAGUUAAUUUUA
Messenger RNA from Saccostrea cuccullata (small rock oyster), 6102 nucleotides. RefSeq lists its product as uncharacterized. The record is from RefSeq and is a predicted model, not a curated record. Bases 1474 to 2895 code for a protein of 473 amino acids. The transcript is spliced from 2 exons. NCBI's taxonomy places the organism in Eukaryota, Metazoa, Mollusca, Bivalvia, Ostreida, Ostreidae.